Messenger RNA from Manis pentadactyla (Chinese pangolin), 10717 nucleotides. RefSeq names its product activin A receptor type 2B (gene ACVR2B). Lineage: Eukaryota; Metazoa; Chordata; Mammalia; Pholidota; Manidae. The coding region runs from base 1536 to 3074 and encodes 512 amino acids. Gene Ontology annotation, biological process: cellular response to growth factor stimulus; activin receptor signaling pathway; protein phosphorylation. Gene Ontology annotation, cellular component: activin receptor complex; plasma membrane. The record is from RefSeq and is a predicted model, not a curated record. The transcript has 11 exons. Gene Ontology annotation, molecular function: ATP binding; activin receptor activity; activin binding.
AUAAAAAUUUGUUUGAAUAUGAUUUCUGCUAUUAAAAAAAUGCAAAGCACAGAAGGAAUUUAACCUCUUCAUUUCUGUAUAAGGAAAUUGAGCUACAGCAGUGAAAUAAUAACUCAGACUUCCAGUCCCACCUCCUUUGUCGCUGCUCCUGUCCUGCUCUGCGCCAAGAAGGCAGUGGCAAGUCUGGAGACGGCAGAGAACACUUUCUGUAUGCAAGGAUCGCGCACCUCGCCUCUGAGUUGUGCUGAGUUCUCCAGCUUUAGCUGGGAGCCCCAUCUUGACCCCAGACUCUGGUUGGGUGAUAAGGAAGGUGGAAUCUGAGAUGGAGAAUCGGCCCAAGGAGGUACCUGGCGGUGAGGCGGACAGCAAGUCAUUGCUAAGCAGGAUCGCCAGCUGCUGGGCUGGGGGCAACUGGGAAAAUUCUGAAGGUGCAAACUGGUGGGGUGCUGAGGAUCGUUUGGGGUGAGAGUGGGGAAGCACGCUGCCGAGGCCCUUUAUAACCACUGCAAUUCGCUGUGCGGAGCUCCAAGCCCCUCCUACUUGGAUGGGUCCCCAGUCACGCCUUUGUUUGGGGUGGAGGUGGGGGUUAGAUAUGCAGACGUGGGGAACCACUUGUCAUUUCGAAGUCAGUCUUUUCCUAUUGAUUAAUUUGCCCAUCAACGAAGACACGACUCUCCUAGGGUUCGUUGUGGCCCCCACCUCACAGGUGUGGGGAGGAAAUCCAGGCCAGAGUCCCGGGUCGACUGCCCACGUCCAGGCCGCAGAGCAGCAGGCGUUCGGGAGCAUGGGCUCCUGCACGGAAAAUCCAGGGUCCUGCGUCCCUGGUGCCAGAGGUCCAGGGGUCCCGCGUCCGGAGUGCAGGUCCGAAGGUCCCGGGUCGGAGUGCCCAGGGUCCCGGGAGUCCCGGUAUCCGAGGUCCAGGGUCCCGGGGACCCAGGUCGUCCCAGGUCCUGGCGUCCAAGGCCCGAGCCCCCAUUGCGCGCACGCCCCACCUCGCGCUUCAGCGCCAGUGGGCGCGCGGUCCCCGGGCGGGGCGGAGCCUCCGUGUUGCUGUUUUCAGGGCUCCACCCCCGGGGGCGCGGACCACGCGGCCGGCGGGCCCGCCCCCGCCCAGCUCACCGCCCCUUUGUAUCCAACAUCCGGGCUUCCCCGCCGGCCGCUCCGCGCCGCGCUCGGGAGCCAUUUUGGACGCGGUUCAGCUCCCCUCCCCCCACCCCUCCCCCGUUCAUGGCCCCUCCGGACUCGGCCCCUGCGCCCGGGGCCCGGGCUCAGCCCCGCCGCGCUAUGCCUGAGCCGGGCGCGCCCCGGCCCGCGCCCCGCCGCCGCCCCCCAGCCCCCGCGUCGCCCCGGAACCCGGGCCGCAGCCCGCGCCGCCCGCAGCGACCCUGAGCCUGGCCCCCGGAGCCUGCAGCUGCCGGACGAAGGCGCAGGAAGCGCGCGGGGAGUGAGGCCGAAGGAAGGGGCGGGAAGGAGAGCGCGGCCGCCGCCGGACCCUACGCGCGGGCUCCGGGCGUCCGCGGGAGGCGUCGCAGAACAUGACGGCGCCCUGGGCGGCCCUCGCCCUCCUCUGGGGAUCGCUGUGCGCGGGCUCCGGGCGUGGGGAGGCUGAGACGCGGGAGUGCAUCUACUACAACGCCAACUGGGAGCUGGAGCGCACCAACCAGAGUGGACUGGAGCGCUGCCAGGCUGAGCAGGACAAGCGGCUGCACUGCUACGCCUCCUGGCGCAACAGCUCGGGCACCAUUGAGCUCGUCAAGAAGGGCUGCUGGCUGGACGACUUCAACUGUUACGACAGGCAGGAGUGUGUGGCCACCGAGGAGAACCCCCAGGUGUACUUCUGCUGCUGUGAAGGUGACUUCUGCAACGAGCGCUUCACCCACUUACCAGAGGCUGGGGGCCCAGAAGUCACGUACGAGCCACCUCCGACAGCCCCUACCCUACUCACGGUGCUGGCCUACUCGUUGCUGCCCAUUGGGGGCCUGUCCCUCAUCGUCCUGCUGGCUUUCUGGACGUACCGGCACCGCAAGCCCCCCUACGGCCACGUGGACAUCCACGAGGAACCUGGACCUCCUCCUCCAUCCCCUCUCGUGGGCCUGAAACCGCUGCAGCUGCUGGAGAUCAAGGCUCGGGGUCGCUUUGGCUGUGUCUGGAAGGCACAGCUCAUGAAUGACUUUGUGGCUGUCAAGAUCUUCCCACUCCAGGACAAGCAGUCGUGGCAGAGUGAACGGGAAAUCUUCAACACACCUGGCAUGAAGCAUGAGAAUCUGCUGCAGUUCAUUGCCGCCGAGAAACGGGGUUCCAACCUUGAGGUAGAGCUGUGGCUCAUCACGGCCUUUCACGACAAGGGCUCCCUCACGGAUCACCUCAAGGGGAACAUCAUCACGUGGAACGAGCUGUGUCAUGUGGCAGAGACAAUGUCAAGAGGCCUCUCGUACCUCCAUGAGGACGUGCCCUGGUGCCGUGGCGAAGGCCAUAAGCCGUCUAUUGCCCACAGGGACUUCAAAAGCAAGAAUGUAUUGCUGAAGAAUGACCUCACAGCCGUGCUGGCUGACUUUGGUCUGGCUGUCCGGUUUGAGCCAGGGAAGCCCCCGGGGGACACGCACGGGCAGGUGGGCACGCGGCGGUACAUGGCCCCUGAGGUGCUUGAGGGAGCCAUCAACUUCCAGAGGGAUGCCUUCCUGCGCAUUGACAUGUACGCCAUGGGGCUAGUGCUGUGGGAGCUCGUGUCCCGCUGCGGGGCUGCAGAUGGACCUGUGGAUGAGUACAUGCUGCCCUUUGAGGAAGAGAUAGGCCAGCACCCAUCACUGGAAGAGCUGCAGGAGGUGGUUGUGCACAAGAAGAUGCGACCUGCCAUUAAGGACCACUGGCUGAAGCACCCGGGCCUGGCCCAGCUCUGUGUGACCAUUGAGGAGUGCUGGGACCACGAUGCGGAGGCUCGGCUGUCUGCGGGCUGCGUGGAGGAGCGGGUGUCCCUGAUCAGGAGGUCAGUCAACGGCACUACCUCGGACUGUCUUGUCUCCCUGGUGACCUCAGUCACCAACGUGGACCUGCCUCCUAAAGAGUCGAGCAUCUAAGCCCAAGACUGGAGCAGAUCUCCAGACCCAGCGGAUCUGCAGAGGAAAGGAAAAGUUGUGCUUUUUUUUUUGGGAUCCCGUAACAUCAACAAACACAUAAAAUGCAGCUGCUGCUACUUUACCUUGACUUUUUAUUAUUAUUAUAAUUAUUAUAAUUAUUAUUAUUAAUAUUAUUUUUGGAUUGGGUCAGUCUUUACCAGCACAUUGCUCUACUGUAUGGAAACAGCAGCCCGUCAGCAGGCGCUGAGGUGCUGAGCUGGAAUGCAGAACCAGCGCCGAGCUGAAGGGCCCCGGCCACCGCCUGGCCCUGCGGUCCGCUUUUCCCACUUUCUCUGUGUUUGUUGUCUCAAGGACACAAAGAAACCCAUCUCCUGUCUUAGGAAACUUAAUGCUGCAAACUCUGCCUAGAGGAGCCUUUGAAGACUGUUACACAAGGACACGCCUUCCUCAGGAGAGGAUCCCCUCUGCCCUUGUCCCCCACUGUGUUUUCUCCCUUUGUGACAGUGAGCUUAAGAGACAGCAGAUGUGUCUUUCACGGAUUAGCGGUAUUGUCCUGACCCAGCAGCGCUAGGAUGCCGCUGGUUUGGACUCCGCAGUGGGAAGGGGAGGACCGGCUGGGCUGGGGUUUGGGACUGAGCUGCACUGGACUCGCACAGUCGGCAUGACACCCUCCGCAGCGAGGCCACUUCUCAGGUAACCAGGAGUUGAGGGGAGAGGACGUGAGGAGGCUGAGCGUUACUGGCAACAGCGGCGUUUGGAGAAAGUCUGAGAGCAGAUGUGGCUCUGACCCACCUGCAGGUCCUGGCCAGGUUUCCCACUAAUGUGGGCUUGGGCACAAGGCAAAACAUCUUUUCUGCCCUAUUUUGAAGUUAGGUAAGGGUGGAGAUCAUCAUGUGGUAGUGAGUACGUACAUUCUCUGAAAGACAUGAUGCUAUAAAUAUCUUUACGGAGGAAAAAGUUAAAUGAUUGCUUCCUCCUGGAGCAGUUCAGGGAGGUGCCCGCAGGGUGCCCUGCACAGCCUGGGAGGGGCCUUGCGGGGGCCUGCCAUGGCCUGCCUCUGUGAAGACCCCGAGGGCCUGGCAGCGCUGGCUCUGCCCUGUGUGGUGACAUUGUCCCUUUCUGUGGCUCGAGGACACAGCUUUCUCCAGACCCCGUGAAGAGGUGCAUAUUCUCAAACCCGUUUCUCUGUUAUGCCAUACUUGCUCUAGUCAGUCGGUGAAUGUUCCUAAUGCUGCUGUUUCAAUAUUUGAAUUUUUUUUUUAAUUUAUGAAACAUGCAAAAUUUUUAAGACAAAACACACAUACAUCCACGUAUACACACAUGCUUUGCUACGUGGCUUCCGAGGUUUAAAUUUUGAAAAGUAAAAGAAUUAAAACUUCACGACCACAGACCACCUCAAACCAGAAAUACCUCAGAAUUUUUCUACUUGUGUAAGUUUUAUUAUAUAUUUUAUUAGUUGUGUUGUCUUGUAGUAAGUAUAUUUUAGUGUAAGUUGGUUUUUAUGAUGGGAAAGUUUAAAAGAAAUAGAGAAAAAGAAAAAACGGUUUGCAUCUUCUAGGGAGUGCUGCCAUCUUCGUUUGAUUACGCCCCCCUGUAAAUACCCAUCAUCAGCCGUGGGUCGGCCGUCGGUCCCAGGCUGGGCACUCAUUGUCCUUGUUCGUGAAGGCUUUUCCUUCUGGUUUCUUCAGACCAUUUUAUUCAAAAACUGGAUCUCUUAAUCUUGAGGGCAAAUUGACUUCGGUGAGAAGAGGCAAGGGACAUCCCACCCUGAGCUCCUGGGAGAUGUUCCCUCAGCUUGAGGGGUGUGUGCUCGUAAUGACAAGUGACUCCACUUUAACUCGGUCAGACUGUGGUCCUUAGACCACAUGAGGUAACUUUACCUGAGGCUUAACUUCGUGAGCAAAUGAGCAGCAUUGAUAACCAGGGACCUGAGGUCCCAUCUGCACUGCGACUGGGCAGCCUGGUGCAUGUGGGGCAGGGUCCCUGGUCUCACAGGUGCCCGACCUCCCCGCGGGUGCUGCUCUGCCAGUUUGGGCACAGGCUGUGGCAGGAGGCAUGUGUGCCCUGCUCUGGAAACUCAGUGGGUGCUGCAUGGGUUGUGGUGUCAGCUGGCCAAGGUGGUUACAAGGACAGGUUUUGUUUCUGUGUUUUGGUAAGCUACAUCGUCACUGUCUUUUUUUUGAAGUAUUUUGUGCUGUGGUGUUUUUCUUCCCUCAGAAUAAUUUUUAACAGCAAAACAGGCCUUACAGCAGUUGCUUUUCUUCUCCAUUUAUUUCUUUGAGAAGCUUUAAAAUAUUUAUUGAAAAGUGCCAUAUCUAAUUUCUUUAGCUUUCUCCUCAGGCAUUGCCGGGCAUCUCUAUUCUUCACCCUCAGAGGAAACGAACCGCUAGCGGACAUAAGAUGUAGCUAAUUCAGGACAGGAACCAUCAGGCCACGGAUCCUACCCCAUGUGGAACACUAACCCUCUGCCUCUCCGUGUGGUCUCACAUUUCCUCUAGGUGAUUUUUCUUUUGAUUCUCGGGAAAACAGGUGUUGGCCCGGUUGUGGAGGGCUGAGCUGCGGCCCUGGGGUGGGCCUGCUGGUCAGGAUGUGGCACAGACAGGGAAGGCCUUCCUGGCGGCCUGUGUGUCUUUUUUCUGUGUGGGCUCCACUCUGUUGGCCCUGGCUCAGCUGCUGUCGCAUCCCUUUGGGGCCUGGGCACCAGAAUGAAGUGCCAGGUGACGACACUGUGUGGUAAGGCCGGGAACAGGGGAGAGUUCAGCAGCUGCCGUUUCCCCCACGCUGUGGUGAAAAUACACCCAGGCAGCACUGUGACUGCGGCUGAUGGCUAGAAGGCAAGACUCUUCCCAAGGCAUGCUGUGUGGCUGAGAGCCUGGGUGGGGCCGCCACCUCAGAUGAAGGGUCGGUUUGCCAUCAUGUAUUCUUAAGGGCCUGAACCUCUACAGCUCUGGUUUGUGUUCAUUGGGUUUAGGACCUCUGUCUGUGCUCUUCUCCACAAAGAGCAUCCACUUCUGGGGAGCUCAGAUAACUUCCCCUUUGUCCCCCUGAGCUCUGUGGAAGCCUGGUGGGAAUGAAGUCUGGCACCCUGUUCCAUGCCCAUGAAAAGAGGCUGCCCUGUGUGGGGUGGAAGGUGGCCAAGUGAGGGGACAGAAGCGUGGCCAUAGACCCUUGCUCCUCUUUUCUAGUGCACUGCCAUCCAGGCAGGCCCCUGGCUUGUGAAAGGCUUUGGGGGAGAAAGUGAUCUGUCUGAAAACUCAGAUCUGUUUAAUCCCUGUGGGAAGACAUCCUCAGCCACAGAAACCCAGGAAUGAGCAGGAGAAGGAGGAAGCAAGCAGGGCAGAGGCCACUGUGUCGGUCCAUACAGAGAACUCUCAGUGGUGGAGGGGCCAGGGAAGUUCUUGGCAUAGUCAUUGGAGCAUCCUACAGCUGGCAGGGGCCGGGCUUUCUGCUGUGACCAUUGGUCCUACCAGGAGUCCUUCUUUGGGUGAGUUACUCAAGGCGAGGCCUACAAAUGGCCCAUUCUUAGGGAAAGGGCUGCCUGGCUGUGAGGGGUCUGGUGCAGAUCACCAGUCCCUGUUGUUCAGCCUGGCCUUCCUGUUCUGGCCUCUUGGUUCCCAGUGGGUGUCUAAAGGGAUCAGUCCUGCCUGGGGAGGGCUUCCCCAGGUGCACCAGCUGCAUCUGACCCAGGAUUCAGCCUCUCUGGACUUGGGGGCAUGUGUACAGAACAAGAAAGGACCUCUCCCAGCCUUGCACAUCUUAGAGGCUCAAGCCCACCCCUGCCCUCCUUACGUACUCUUAGCCAAGGGAAGGGUCUCUCAUCUCCAGGCCACUGUGAUAGUUCUCCCACUGUCCCCAGGAUCAGGCCAGCCUUGUUAUGGUUUGUCACGUCAGGCUUUAGCCAGCACUCUUCUGCUCCCACCUUCUCUCUAGCUGGUACAGUCUUGCUCCCUGCUACCCUGGGUGCUUGGGCUGUGUGUGGUGUUUCCUGGGUGACAAGCCCGACUGUGUAUGGUAUGUCCACCAUGUGUUGCGUGUGGCCCAGAAAGCCUGCCACGAGGGCAGGGAGGUGGAGGCGGCUGGCCCACCCAGGGUGAGAGGACUGGAUGGCCCUUUGGCAGAUAAAAUUUCCCUUUCUUUCAAUGCAAUGUGAAGUUCCCAGCACCUGUUGGUUGUAUAAGGAUUUGAUGUUUUUUAGUUACAUAGUAAGCUUAUGUGUGUAAGUUUUUAGACUUGGUACUAGAAGUCAACAGCCAGGCAUUAUUCCUGAGAAAUUGACUCACUAGAAAAAUAUCUCCAUUGGGAAGCAUUUCCAGGAGUUAACUCAGUUUGAUCCUCAGUCCCAGAUAUUGCAGUUGUUUGUUGAGUUCUUAAUGGCUUAUCUUUGGAGAUACGGCCAGACCUGGUUCGAGAACUGAUUCACAUUUCAGGGGCUGUAAACUGCACCUUUCCAAGAACGCAGUGAAUUUACUCUUUGACUCUCCUCAUCCAGGGCGAGCAGCCAGGAAGGAAACAGGGCAAGAUGGCUUUUCUCUGCAUUUGGAUGUCAUGAAUUCUCCUUGGUCGAUGGAUGUUUACAAAAGCUGAACUAAUAAAAUACUCAGCAGCUAAUGUGUUCAGCUAGUAAUGAUGAGUUUAAUUCUCUGUCAACAAUUAUGUUUUAGAUAAAGAAGCAGGCCCAGUAAUUCAGUGAUGAACUGUUUAUCUUCUCAGUCUUGACUUGUAAACAUUUAAUGAAUUCAGGGUUAUAUGCAUAGUUCUUUAAGAUUCCUGGUAGUUGAUUUGUAACCAGCAAUCCACCUAUGAAUGUAUCCCAAACCUUUAGAAGGUUUGGAAAAGUUUUUUAAGAUAAUGAUUUAGUUUUGUAGCAAAAAAAAUUGAAGUUUAAAAUGCUCCCCUGAGAAACUAAUUCCGUUUACUCUGCUGCAUUUUAAAAACAGUUAGUGGGUCCAGGAGACUCAUAAACUAUCUUCACAUAAAAUUUCAAAUUAUCUAAUGGGAUAUUUUGAAUAUUCCUAUCUUAUACCCAUUUUGGGUAUACUGUAAACUUUGGCUUGGACAAGAUUUUGAAUUUAAAAGAUUUAUCACCACUUAAAUUUCUACCAAGCAUUUACAUUUUUGUGAGGAUAUCUUCCUAUGAUGAAACAGGACCUUUUGAUUGUGGUACCACAUACCCCCAUGGUGCCAAGACCAGCGAUACUGUAUUUGCUCCUAUGGCAGCUUGUAGAGAUAAUGCAAGUGGUUUUCCUCAUGGAUUAAAACUCAUAUUCCCUAAAUGCCCAUGUGUGGUGAUGGGCCCUGUAUUGCCCUUUCCUCCAGGAGUGUUUGGGGAUUAUCUGGGGCCUAGGCAAUUCUGAGAACUAUUACAAGCCAACUACAGGACACUAAGGAAAUGGACACAUGGGUCUGUGUGGAUGUAGUGGACUCUACAAAUGUGGGCUCUUCUGGACAUCUACAGAAAAGUGUUACAUUCAUUUGCAUGCAAAGUUUACAUUUUUUGAGCUCACAGGAUGAAAAAUAUGAUCCAUUAACCCAAUGUUGGACAGGUAAGGUUUUCUGCAAAUGGAGUUGUGUCUAAAGUCCUGGGAGUUUCUGCUGUUUGUUGGGCAUGGGCUCAUCCCCCGACUUUCGGGGUCAUGUCUGCAUCAGAAUGUUGUUAGGUAGCACUGUAAAUAAAAGAAUAGGUUAUAUCAUAGAGAUACAACCCUUGAAAUUUUACUUUAAAAGUUCUAUAGCUCUACAUAUAUAUUUAGUUAUAUCACCUGACAGAUUCUUCUGCAUAGUGUGGAGAUUUUUUUAUACCACAGAUUAUUUUUAUAAAGUCUAGUGAGUUUGAAUAAGAAUGAUUUUGUAAUCUGAGUAAUGAGCUUUACCUUUCAAGAUAAACAUACACUGGAGGAUAAGUGGUGUGGAGCUUUACUUAGCACUCACAUGGCUUCUCGUGAUACACUGGCAGAUUGGAGUCCAUUUAUGGGUCUUGCAUGGCCGAAACUCCACUUGUGGCUGGGGACAGUGAUGCGUCCGCUCAGCUCCUUGGAGAGUGGGAGGAGCGGGGCCAGGGAGAGGCAAGAGGAGCCUGCAUUUGUGCUUCCUCCUGGUAUUUCUUUGGAAUAAAGGGUUCUGAGGUUAAAAUUUAGUUCAUACGUUCCUGCAUUAGGAUGUAGUAGCGUGAGGGUAUUUGGGGGAACAGAACUUGCUUGGGGGCACAGAUCGGGGCAUGUUGGGACUAGAAUCAGAUUCAGGCUACAGACAUGUGACAUGAGGAUUUGGUGAUUUGAAUAAUUACCAAACUGAAUUAUCUAGGACCAAAUUACCGAGUUUUCAGGACAGUUUCCAGUUGAGUAAUUAUUCGGCAAGGGAGAGGGUGGCCUGUGAGCACAGUGACGGGGCUGCUGGGCACACUCUGUCCCGUUUGGUUGGGGCUGUUGGGGGUGGGCUUGUGGCUUCAGUCUAGGAGUCAACCAGGAGCCCAUUGAGAGAGCUCAGAGCCCAGGGCCAGCAGGUGCCUUUGAACUGUCUGUACAGUUUUUCCUGCUCUUCCUGCAAAGGUCAGCAUCUCUGCCACGGAUGGAGGGUGGUCUUCAUGUCAGCCCUGUUACUUUGGGGAAGAAGUGAAUGGUCUCUUGGGAGAACUUUGUGGAUGGGGACAGGGGAAGGAAUAAUGAGGCUGAUUGUAUCUGUAGUUGCCAGUCCUGAGUCCCUGUGGAAGGCUGUCCCCCAGGCCCCGCCUACUGAGUCCGGGGCUGCUGUGCUCAGGUGCACGGCCUGGGGCUGUUUCCUCAAGAGAAUCCCUAAGGUGUCAUUUAAAACCAGCUGUGAUUUUUAUUCAGUCUGGCCUCAAGUUUUACACUUCACCCCUGUUGCUCUUGGAACCCACUGCGUUUCAGCAGAUCCAGUAGCACCCCUGGAGCUGACCCAUCGUUCCUCUCCCUGCUCCCCAUAAAGGGACAUUUCUCUACUCUCCAGCCACGUGUCUUGGAAUGUAAUUCUGUUGUGCCUUUGUUUUUGUCACCUGCCUACCCCCAAAAGCAACUGCUGUAAGCUUUUUUCUCCUGUCUUUUCUAGCCCAACCCCCUCCUUUCCCUUUUCCCAGCUGUUAAUUUCUGGAUGCAGUUUUGUGCUCCAGGUAUUUAAAGAACCAGUUACCUCAGACCUCAUGUGAACAGUGCCACCAUCUGGGUCCUCUUGAUCCUGCAGGUUUGUAACAUACACAUGCAGGCACCCUGCCAAGUAUGGGCACUUACUGUUUUAAAGUAAAAACUCUUCCCAAAGACUGAAAGGGGCUUCUGGCAAGCUCUUCAUGGCACUGUGGUAGGAUGGGUCUAGCGUGUCAUCGAAUGGUGCUUCCUGUGUUCUUUGAAUUCUGCCAUUUUCAGUAUUCUCAUGUCUGGAUAGGCAAAAUAAUUCAAUUGGUUGGUUUUGCACACAAACUAGUUCCAAAGAUGAGCUCUUUGUAACACAUUUCCAGUCGCUAAAGCUCAAAUGUAGAACAUUCCUUUAAAUGGCAGAGUUAAAACCCCACCGUCCACCAUAGUGCACUUGGGAAGAUGUCUGUAGCAUAUGUUGCUGUGAAAUUAGGCCUUGUGAGACAUGGCUGUUUGUCAUUUUGAUGUAUUUUAAAUAAAUAUAUAUAUAUUUUUUAAAGA